This is a messenger RNA of Acytostelium subglobosum LB1, 1671 nucleotides long. RefSeq lists its product as hypothetical. Gene Ontology annotation, molecular function: myosin binding. NCBI's taxonomy places the organism in Eukaryota, Evosea, Eumycetozoa, Acytosteliales, Acytosteliaceae. The transcript is spliced from 6 exons. The coding region runs from base 1 to 1671 and encodes 556 amino acids. The record is from RefSeq and is a predicted model, not a curated record.
AUGGAAGUGGUUGGAGAUAUUAAUGAUGUAGUGUUUAAAGGAGACCCUUUGGAACAGUACCUACAAUGCAAUAUUCUAUUCACACUGUUGGCCUUCCUACUGCCGUUUCUCACACACCUAUCAUUGGACAGGAUAUCGAUAGACUCCAAGUUAAAUCAAAUCACUGUUCAGCAUCAUGACAAUGUUAAACAGCUCAAGCUACUACUAGACUCAAUCGACACCAACAAUGACAUCAUUUUAAAGUCAAUUCAGUAUAUCAGAGAGGUGGAGCUUGUGUCCAAAGGUUACCGAUUUUCAUCACCACUGAUACCAAUAGAGAGAAUAGAGUUGGACAAGAAAAAAUCAGAAAAGACAUAUGUCAUUAGAGCAACGCUGACCAAUCUCAUCCGAUCAUCUGCUCAACAUAUCAAGAAUCAGUUGGAUGAAAUAUCAACUCGUCAUCAAGUGGAUGCUGUCCUAAAGAAUCAUUACCUCAAGAGUAGUCUCUCUGACUUAUUCUCAUCUACACUGAUUGCCCAUGAUGAUGAUGAUGAUGAUGAUGAUGAUGAUGAUGAUGAUGAUGAUGAUGAUGAUGAUGAUGAUGAUGAUGAUGAUAGUGAGAUCACAACAGCACAAAUGGAGCGAGACAGUCAGCUAUCCAUUAUUACCAUCAAGCAGAUGCUACAGGAAUAUCAUCUAAUUGUAUCAAACUAUUUCACCAUACUCAUUAUGAUCAUUGCGGAGGAGCAACAGCAGCCACAAUCCACCAACAAUGGCUUGCGUAGAGUAUCUGAUAUGCUCAACAUUUCCCUGUCACUCAACCAAACAAUGGCGUUGUCAUUCAGCAGUGUACUGAAAGUGAUCAAGCAAAAGGAAUCUUUGAUGAAGAACAUUCUGUCCAAUGAAAUAUGGGAGAAUAGGACUCCAAAGAGGAUAAUACUCAAUAGAACCAAAAAGACAUCUCUUCAAACUUUCCUUUCCUCAAACAAUCACAUAAUCGACUCGAUCAACAAUGUUGUCAAUCCUUCAUUGGCCAGGAUCAACAGUAGACUGUCUAGCUUGGACAAGAGUAGAAGUACUGACACCAAUAAUGAAGGUGGCGACGACGACGAUAGUCUGGACGACACAUGGUUGGAUUUGGUAGCACUGGAUGAUGUUGCUGCUGACUCCCUCUCAAUUGGCAAUGAGCUGGCCAAUGCUAUCAAACAUUGGGAGAUGGCAAAAAGAGCACUUAUUAGAGUGAUACAUUCGAUACCUCUGGAUAAGAAGCAGCCUGAUUCCACUGAUCGAUCAAUCAGCGAUGAAUUGUUGGCCACGACACAGCUGCAAGACGAAUAUACCUUUGAGGCAUAUACAGGUCCAUUGGAGGAGAGUCCGUCUAUAGCAUUGGAGUCACAACCAAUUCUGGACGUAUGUCCUGAGGAUGGCGCACAUUCAGGACCACCCCAACCUCCACCACCCCCACCCCCACUGCCAAUGCCCAACCAACCAAGACUCCAUCCGCCACCAAAAAGGACCGUCUAUGAUCCACUCUAUGACCAAAUCCAAGAGAAGAAGAAGAAAAAGGCGACAUCCAUUCGUUCAGAGGCUGCCUCGAUUAUUCCAGAGAAGGUUGUGAUCAACGAACUAAAGACUGUGCUUGAUAUGAUCACCAUUAAUAAGCAAUCAAAGAAGGGAUCGAACACUCAAUAA